GGCGGGUCCUGGUUGAUUCCUACCCAGAGCAAUGCCCUAAAGCUGGACUAUAGGCAGACAGCCAUGUUGUCGACUCUCAUCUAUGCAACCUUACACCUCCUAGCCUUCACCUCCCUCGUUCUUGCGGAUACUCCCACCCAGCAACCGCUCCACGAGUACCCAUCCUCCCAAUCCCCAAAACGAGUCGCAAUCAUCGGCGCAGGCGCCGGCGGCACGUCCCUGUCCUACCAUCUUCGCAAAUAUGCAUCAUCUCAACCCGAGCAAAUCCCACUAGACAUCACAAUCUUCGACCGGAACCCAUAUAUCGGUGGUCGGGCCACCAUUGUCAACGCGUUCUCCCUCUCGGAGUACCCUGUCGAGUUAGGCGCCAGCAUCUUCGUCGCCAUCAACCACAUCCUAGUCAACGCGACCAGAGAAUUGAACCUGACAUCGUCAGUCAAGAUAUAUCAAGCUCCACCAGAGGCAAAAUAUGAACUAGGCGUCUGGGACGGAACAUCAUUCGUGUUUACCGCCGACGUCGACGACGACGACAAUUCGUCUGCUCGUGGCUGGUGGGGGAUCGUGAAAUUGCUCUGGAGGUAUGGCCUCGCUCCCAUCCGCACUCGACGGGCCGCCCAGGCCGCCGCAGCAACCUUUAGCAAAUUCUACGAGCCUCCACUAUUCCCCUUCCACAGUUUACAGGAAGUCAUUGAAGAAACCGGGCUCAUCGACUACACCAGCGUCACCGGCACUGAAGCUCUGAUUAACGCAGGAGUGUCGGAGAAAUUUCGUCGUGAAAUUGUUCAGGCAUCGACCCGAGUCAACUAUGCGUCGAAUCUCGAUGCCAUCCACGGUCUCGAGGCUUUGGUCUGUAUGGCUGUCGAAGGUGCCACCGCGGUCGAAGGCGGUAAUGCACAGAUAUUCGAGGCCAUGGCUAAAGUUGCGGCCGAUCGAGUGUUGUUGAACACAACAGUCACAGAUGUCGUCAGGGACGACAAGUCAAACGUAUUCCAGCUUUCAAUCCAGAACCUAACAGACCUCGAAAUGAUUACUCAAGAUUUUGACACCGUCGUCCUCGCAGCACCUUUCCAAUUCUCCAAUCUCAGCUUCACACCACCACUCGUAUCACCACCGAAACCCGUACCCUAUGUUCCUCUGCAUGUCACUCUCUUCACUACACCAUACAGGCUAUCGCCUUCAUUCUUCAACCUCGAAAAUAUCGAAGACGUACCUGCAUCCGUUCUUACCACUCUCCCACCAAAAUCUUCAUCCACCAACCUAACCAGCUCCAUUUCCGACUCAAUCACUCUGACCAACUCCGCCGGUUCACCCGGAUUCUGGUCCAUCAGCACCUUACAAGUCUUAACCGACGUACCAAACUAUCCAGACUCACCACAAUAUCUCUACAAGAUCUUCAGCCCCGCUCCGUUAAAAGCAAGCUGGCUGGCCGAGUUAUUCGACAUCCCAUACAUUACCUCUCCUUCCUCAUCAUCCUCAUCAGAGUCAUUUGAAGAAGGUCAAGAUCAAGAUCAAGAUUCCAUCUCCUCUCUCCCGGACGGGGCCAUUACCUGGUACCAUCAUAAAUUCUGGCAUAGCUAUCCGUACGAGACGCCACGACGACAAUUUGAGGACUUUGAACUUACGAUGCAAUCGCCAACAACAGAUUCUGCUACGUCCUCAUCGAAUCUGUGGUAUCUCUCUGGAAUGGAAAGUUUCAUCUCCACAAUGGAGACUUCGGCUCUUGCGGGCAUGAAUGUCGCCCGUUUGAUUGUUGAUGGUUGGGUUGGUGACUGAAGAAUAUCGGUGGAUGGAGAAUGUGAGUUUGAACUGGGAGGCUGGGGAUUUGCCACUGCUGUACUUGAUAUAGACAUCUCGCGAUUGAUGCCAACGACUCAUUAAUAUACUGAUACGUGACAUCCCCAGGAACCUGAAAUGGUCAGUCAACCCAUGAGGACGCAACUUGUGUGCCCUACUUAGAAUUUCCACAUCUCCCUAUACAUGUGUCUUGAACGCCUUUUCCUAGUCG
Messenger RNA from Exophiala mesophila, 2005 nucleotides. RefSeq lists its product as uncharacterized. The record is from RefSeq and is a predicted model, not a curated record. Gene Ontology annotation, biological process: prenylated protein catabolic process; prenylcysteine catabolic process. The transcript has a single exon. The coding region runs from base 64 to 1773 and encodes 569 amino acids. Lineage: Eukaryota; Fungi; Ascomycota; Eurotiomycetes; Chaetothyriales; Herpotrichiellaceae. Gene Ontology annotation, molecular function: prenylcysteine oxidase activity.